AUGGCAAAGUUCAAGGUGCCUUCCUGGUUGCAAACAAGCACAGCGGCAGAGGCAGAGAAGGAGAAGAAGAAGCAGAACAGACGCUCGUUUGGCGGCUUUCCACAGAAUAUUCGAACAAGACAACAUGUACCGGCCGCAACCAGGCCCCAGGCUGUUCACGAAGACCCAAAACCCGUAGCAAAGACACAAACAACAGAAACAACCCGACUGGUAACCCUGGCGAAAAGGAUUGCCGCCGAGGCAGAGAAGCUUGAGCAAUAUUUGAAAGAAAAUGAUUUACCUCAGCCCGGAUUUGGAAGCGAUGCUCCAGGGGACUUUCCAAACUUGCCGCCUGAGAUUCAGAAAAGUCGUCAAGACAUUGUAUACGCGACACGUGAACUAGGAACACUUGUUAGAGGACCACGAGAAAGCGUGCGAUGGGGUGUCUGGAGCUAUCUGGAUACACUAAGCCUUCAAAUUAUCAACAAUUAUGGCAUUGCCAAGCUUGUUCCCCUCAACACGCCCAUUCCUCUUUCAGAUCUGCAAGAAAAAACCACGCUGGAUCCCAUUAACCUGGCGCGAAUUCUCCGGCAUGCCAUGACUAAUUACAUCUUCUGCGAGCCCGAGCCCGGUUUGAUAGCCCACACGGCUGCAUCUCGCAAGCUGGCGGAGGACGGGGCUCUACAAGACUGGGUUGGAUUCAACUCCGAAGAUAUCUUCCCCUCUGCCGCAAAGGUGCUCAAGUCUCUUAAAGAACACCCCGAAGCCACAUCACUGACGACUACUGGCUUCAACUAUGCGUUUGACACCGUAGACCAGGAGCCCAUGUUUGUGACGUUCGGUAAGGAUCCUGCUCGGGCGAAACGGAUGGGAGGAGCUAUGGCUAGCUUGACGGGCGGUGAGGGAUAUGAGGUCAGGCACUUUGUGGAUAAUUAUGACUUUUCGCAGGAAGAUGAGCGAGGGGGCACCUUUGUCGAUAUUGGUGGAAGCCACGGAUUUGUGUCUGUGGACUUGGCCAAGAAGUGGAAGAACAUGAAGUUUAUCGUCCAAGAUCUGCCAAAGACCGUCAGCAGCGCACCUAAGCCCAUCUCUGAUGACGAAUCAGUCGCCGAGCGAAUUCAGUUCGAAGCCCACGACUUUUUCAAGGAACAGCCUGUCAAGGAUGCCGACGUGUAUUUCUUCCGGUGGAUUAUCCACAAUUACUCAACUCCAUAUGCCGUCAAGCUGCUCAAGAACCUCGUAUCGGCCCUAAAGCCCGGCGCACGUAUCGUUAUCAACGACCACUGCUUGCGAGAGUCCGGCUCCGAGAACCCUUGGGAUGAGAAGCUGAUGCGCAGCAUGGACAUGAUCAUGCUGACCUUGCUCAAUGCCCAAGAACGCGCGGAGCAAGAGUUUAGGGACUUAUUCAAGGCAGCAGACGAGCGUUUUGUCUUCAAGGGUGUCACAAGAACGCCAGGUUGCAGAAUGAGUGUUAUUGAAGCCGUCUGGGAACCGACGAAACCUACGGCGAAUGGGACAGCUAAACAUGCCGACUCUGAAAGUACCGAGUAG
Metarhizium brunneum ARSEF 3297 is the source of this 1530-nucleotide messenger RNA. RefSeq names its product Chlorophenol O-methyltransferase (gene cmt1). Lineage: Eukaryota; Fungi; Ascomycota; Sordariomycetes; Hypocreales; Clavicipitaceae. The record is from RefSeq and is a predicted model, not a curated record. Gene Ontology annotation, molecular function: O-methyltransferase activity.